AUGAAGUCGCAUUUAUUUCAAUUCCUCGCACUCAUCUCACCGGCCCUCGGCAUCACGGUCACGCCCGGUGGAACUGACUAUGCAGCCAUCAAGAAUGCAAUCACCGCAUUCGCUCUGAAGGACAGCCGACUCGUUUCCAGCAACUCCUCGCUAGUAGCACCCACAAAGCGCAGGGCCGCCGAUCCAGUAUCCGUCUGGUCGACCGUGGGGACCUUCAUCGACGGCCCCGCGGGCCUUGCGACGGGCGUGAUUCUCACGACGGGACAAGCGGCCUCAGCCGCUCCCGGUGUCGCUGCCGAUGGAAGUUGGGGCUAUGGCCAGGACAGAAUGACACUGUGUCCAGUGGCGCCCUCGAAAGAAUACUCCAUGUUCCGCCUGAAGAUAUCCGCGCCGCCCGGCGUCAACGGACUUCGAGUCAACUAUCUCUUCGCAGAGGACGGUCGAAUGUUCCAGCUCGAUGCCGCGCAAGUGCUUCUUUCCGGCACGACACCGGUACCUGAGAGCGUGGUCAUCGCGAAACGAGAUCCCCGGAUGAAGCCUGGUGUACCAGGGGCUAACUUGGGUCUGUCAUACGAGAUCACGACGGGUGUGUUCAGCUUUCAUAUUCCGUUGGAGUCAGGAGCGCAAGACUUGACCUUCAUGGUAUGCGACAGGGGCGACAGUGCCGGAGACUCUGCGGUGUUGUUAAAUAUCGAGGGGGUGUCUUCAUGGUGA
Messenger RNA from Colletotrichum karsti, 714 nucleotides. RefSeq lists its product as uncharacterized. Lineage: Eukaryota; Fungi; Ascomycota; Sordariomycetes; Glomerellales; Glomerellaceae. The coding region runs from base 1 to 714 and encodes 237 amino acids. The transcript has 2 exons. The record is from RefSeq and is a predicted model, not a curated record.